Molecule: messenger RNA, 1332 nt
Organism: Didymodactylos carnosus
Lineage: Eukaryota; Metazoa; Rotifera; Eurotatoria; Philodinida; Philodinidae
Source: the annotation of a GenBank genome assembly
AUGAAUGAUUUAACUGUGCAUCCAGAUAAUUCACCCCCUAUUAUUAUCGAUCUAAAUGAUAGCAGUGAAGAUAGUAGAAAUACAAAUUCGGUUACUGCUGAUGAAAGUUGUGGAGAAAUUGGUGGUAGUGUGAAUCGACGAAAAGAUGUUAGCCCCUGUUAUGUAUGUGGUGCCAGAGCUCAUGGAUACAAUUUUGAUGCGAUCACUUGCGAAUCUUGCAAGGCAUUUUUCAGACGAAAUGCAUUAAAACCAAUGGAAAGAUUUCGAUGUCGAGGUAGAGAUAGUUGUGUUAUCACAUUAACCACACGUAAAAGAUGUAAAAGAUGUCGUUUAAUUAAAUGUUUCAAAGUUGGAAUGAGAAAAGAAUGGAUAUUGACAGAUGAAGAAAAACGUCAAAAACGAAAAAAAAUUGAACGAAAUCGACAAAUGAAACAAAUAGCAAUACAACAAAUUAAAGAUUUAACACGAGAAUUAACACAAAUGACAAUAUCACGUUUAUUACAUUUUUUUUCAUUUAUUCCAGAAUUUCAAGUAUUAACAUCUCUGGAAAAGAUACAUGUAUUGAAAAGUAAUUUAUUACCCGUUUUCAUGUUACAUGGUAGUCUAACAUACGACGCUGAUAAUGAUACAUUUGUCGAUAAAUCAACGAGGGACCAACCAUAUGAUGCCAAAUAUUUAGCAUAUGUUUAUGGUUCAAAUGUCUAUAAUCAAUUUGUUGCCUUAUCAAAAAUAUUAACAUCAUUUAUUUAUUUUUAUUCAUCAUCUUCAUUAUCUCAUGAACAGCUGACAUCAGCUGAUAGUCAUAGUCAUACACUUUUAUUAUUAUUAAUGAUUAUAUUAUUAUUUUCAAAUGGUUUUGAAUCACAUGAACAACAACAACGCCAUCAUAAAACAUUAACAACAAAUCGAUCAUUAAUAAAUUCAUAUAUAACAGAGAAAUUAGCAAAAAUUCAACAAUAUUACAUAGAUAUAACAUGUAGAUGUUUAAAAGAUAAAUUUGGACUUAAAGAUCCAGAAAAAAUAUUUUCAAAUUUAUUACCUUAUUUAUUCAAUUUACAAAAAUUAUGUUCAACAUUAGCCAAUGUUAAUCUCUGCGAAAAUGCCGAACAAGGCUUUAGUUCAAAUAUGAUAUCUUCUGGUAACGAAGAAAAUCAAGCACCAGAUAAACAACUUUAUUCACCACCAGUAACAUCAUCGUCUACGACUUCUCCUUCAUCGCCAGGUCUUUUAUCUUGUUCUCCCAGUAGUAAUAAUAAUCUUAGUGCAACAACAACUGCAUUGUAUAAUUGUCAAGUGAGACGGAACAAUAAUCGUCUGUCUGAUUCGUUAUAG